Populus trichocarpa (black cottonwood) is the source of this 708-nucleotide messenger RNA. Its product is annotated as cell number regulator 1. The coding region runs from base 48 to 575 and encodes 175 amino acids. The record is from RefSeq and is a predicted model, not a curated record. The transcript is spliced from 3 exons. Lineage: Eukaryota; Viridiplantae; Streptophyta; Magnoliopsida; Malpighiales; Salicaceae.
UCUCAGUUCUCUCUUCACAUAACUAGAGCCAACAGCAACUUGAAGAAAUGCAUCCUCCAGUAUAUCAAGACAACCCAAAAUAUGCACCCCAAGGGUAUCCAAUGAACAUCUCUACUAGACAACCUUACCCUCCAUAUAUCUCCUCAGCCACCGCCACCGCAACACGGUGGUCUACUGGUCUUUGCCAUUGUUGCGAUGACCCGGCAAAUUGUCUCGUUACUUGCAUGUGUCCAUGUGUUACCUUUGAACAAAUUGCUGAGGUAGUCAAUAAGGGUUCAAUAUCUUAUGCAGCAAGUGGUGCAGUUUAUGGUCUGCUGCUGGGUUUUACAGGUUUGUCAUGCUUGUACUCGUGCUUCUAUCGGUCAAGAUUGAGAGGACAAUAUGACUUGGAAGAGGCUCCUUGUGUAGAUUGCUUGGUUCACUUCUUCUAUGAGCCUUGUGCACUUUGUCAGGAAUAUAGAGAACUCAGGAAUCGUGGUUUUGAUAUGGGGAUUGGUUGGCACGCUAACAUGGAUAGACAAAACAGGGGAAUUACAGUUGCCCCUCCAGUUGUUGGUGGGGGCAUGAGCAGAUGAUAUUGAAAGAAACUACUCCUGUAUUUCUACAAAUAUUUUCUCCAUCCAUCCAUCUAAUUUUCCCUCGCUAUUCGUAUGAUAUAUCUUGAACUUUAAUAAAAUAUAUUGUGCUUAGAUGCUAGCUGUUUGGAUU